Molecule: messenger RNA, 3980 nt
Organism: Leptonychotes weddellii (Weddell seal)
Lineage: Eukaryota; Metazoa; Chordata; Mammalia; Carnivora; Phocidae
Source: RefSeq, a predicted model, not a curated record
GCAUCUGAAGAAGCCUCCCUCAGGGCAUUGGAAAGUCUGAUGACAGAAUUUUUCCACGAUUGUACAACCAAUGAAAGAAAACGUGAGAUAGAGGAGCUUCUUGAUAACUUUGCGCAGCAAAUAGGAGCCUGGAGACUCUGCCUAUACUUCCUCUCCAGCACUGGGAAUGACUAUGUCAUGAUGUAUAGCUUAACGGUGUUUGAGAAUCUGAUCAAUAAAAUGUGGCUUGGGGUCCCAUCUCAAGAUAAGAUGGAAAUCCGUAGCUGCUUGCCCAAACUCCUUUUGGCUCACCACAAAACCUUACCUUACUUUAUCCGGAACAAGCUCUGCAAAGUUAUUGUUGAUAUUGGCCGUCAAGAUUGGCCCAUGUUCUACCAUGACUUUUUUACGAACAUUUUACAGUUGAUCCAGUCCCCCGUGACAACCCCCCUCGGGCUGAUCAUGUUGAAGACGACUUCGGAAGAGCUGGCUUGUCCCCGUGAGGACCUCAGCGUGGCUCGGAAGGAGGAGCUGCGGAAGCUGCUGCUGGACCAGGUGCAGGCCGUGCUCGGGCUGCUGACAGGUAUCUUGGAGACUGUUUGGGACAAACACAGUGUCACUGCUGCCACCCCACCACCAUCCCCGACCUCAGGAGAAAGUGGUGACUUACUGAGUAACCUGUUGCAGAGUCCUAGUUCAGCCAAACUGUUGAAUCAGCCAAUCCCCAUCCUUGAUGCGGAGAGUGAGUAUAUCUGUUCCCUGGCCUUGGAGUGCCUGGCCCAUCUCUUCAGUUGGAUUCCUCUGUCUGCCAGCAUCACCCCAUCCCUCCUAACCACCAUCUUCCACUUUGCGCGCUUUGGCUGUGACAUCCGGGCCAGAAAGAUGGCAUCUGUUAACGGCAGCAGCCAGAACUGUGUGUUGGGUCAGGAGCGCGGCCGGCUUGGGGUCCUGGCCAUGUCCUGCAUCAAUGAACUCAUGUCCAAGAACUGUGUGCCUAUGGAAUUCGAGGAGUAUUUACUACGUAUGUUCCAGCAGACUUUCUACCUCCUGCAGAAAAUCACCAAGGAUAACAAUGCCCACACGGUGAAGAGCAGGCUGGAAGAACUCGAUGAGAGCUACAUCGAGAAGUUUACUGACUUCCUGAGGCUCUUUGUGAGUGUCCACCUGAGAAGAAUCGAGUCCUACUCCCAGUUCCCCGUGGUGGAGUUUUUGACGCUUUUGUUCAAGUACACGUUUCAUCAGCCUACUCAUGAAGGUUACUUCUCUUGUUUGGAUAUCUGGACGCUCUUUUUGGACUAUCUGACAAGUAAAAUUAAAAGCCGUCUGGGAGACAAGGAAGCAGUUCUCAACAGGUACGAAGACGCUCUAGUCCUUUUGCUCACGGAGGUGUUGAAUCGAAUCCAGUUCAGAUACAACCAGGCCCAGUUGGAGGAGCUGGAUGACGAGACUCUGGAUGACGAUCAGCAGACAGAGUGGCAGCGAUAUUUGCGCCAGAGCUUGGAGGUGGUGGCCAAAGUGAUGGAGCUCCUUCCCACACACGCCUUCUCAACACUGUUCCCAGUUCUUCAGGACAAUUUAGAAGUUUAUCUGGGGUUACAGCAGUUUAUAGUUACUUCAGGGUCAGGACACAGGCUGAACAUCACUGCGGAGAACGACUGCCGGCGACUGCACUGCUCCCUGAGAGACCUGAGCUCCCUCCUGCAGGCCGUGGGCCGGCUGGCCGAGUACUUCAUCGGAGACGUGUUUGCAGCGCGGUUCAGCGACGCCCUCACGGUCGUGGAGAGGUUGGUCAAAGUCACUCUGUAUGGAUCUCAGAUAAAAUUGUACAACAUUGAAACUGCUGUGCCGUCAGUACUGAAACCUGAUCUCAUCGAUGUGCACGCUCAGUCCCUGGCUGCUCUGCAGGCUUACUCUCACUGGCUAGCACAGUAUUGCAGUGAAGCUCAUCGGCAGAACACACAGCAGUUUGUUACGCUCAUCUCCACCACCAUGGAUGCAGUCACACCUCUGAUCAGCACCAAGGUCCAGGACAAGUUGCUGCUGUCCGCAUGUCACUUACUGGUCUCCCUGGCCACCACCGUGCGGCCCGUCUUUCUGAUCAGCAUCCCCGCGGUGCAGAAAGUGUUCAACAGAAUCACCGAUGCCUCUGCUCAGCGACUUGUCGAUAAGGUGAGACCCCGGGGCCACCCUGCGUCGGCCCUGGAGCCGUGUGGCUCAGACUCAGGGAGGCUGAGGAAGGGGAGGCUGGCCUUUCUGUUGCACUCAGAGUUUAGAGGCCACGCCAACGGAGACGGGUUCCUCACAUUGUCCCCCCUUCUCGUGUGUUCCCCGUUACCCUGCUUUAUCCUCAGACAAGUCCUGACAUACACUGAAUCUCGAUUUGCAGCCAAAGUGAUUAUCCACCAGACACUUAGUGUCUUAGAAGACAUCGUGGAGAAUAUCUCCGGGGAGUCCACCAAGUCCCGGCAGAUCUGCUACCAGUCGCUGCAGGAAUCCGUGCAGGUCUCCCUGGCCCUCUUUCCAGCUUUUAUCCAUCAGUCAGAUGUGACCGAUGAGAUGCUGAGCUUCUUCCUCACUCUGUUUCGAGGCCUUAGAGUACAGAUGGGCGUGCCUUUCACGGAGCAGAUCAUACAGACUUUCCUCAACAUGUUUACCAGAGAACAGUUGGCCGAGAGCAUCCUCCACGAAGGCAGCACUGGAUGCCGGGUGGUGGAGAAGUUCCUGAAGAUCCUUCAGGUGGUGGUCCAGGAGCCUGGCCAGGUGUUCAAGCCUUUCCUCCCCAGCAUCAUCGCCCUGUGCAUGGAGCAGGUGUAUCCCAUCAUUGCCGAGCGCCCCUCCCCUGAUGUGAAGGCUGAGCUGUUUGAGCUCCUUUUCCGGACGCUCCAUCACAACUGGAGGUACUUCUUCAAGUCCACUGUCCUGGCCAGUGUGCAGAGGGGGAUCGCUGAGGAGCAGAUGGAGAAUGAGCCUCAGUUCAGUGCCAUCAUGCAGGCUUUUGGACAGUCCUUUCUCCAGCCUGACAUCCACCUAUUUAAACAAAAUCUCUUCUACUUGGAAACUCUCAACACCAAGCAGAAGCUCUACCACAAGAAGAUCUUCCGGACCACCAUGCUGUUUCAGUUUGUGAACGUGCUGCUGCAGGUCCUGGUUCACAAGUCCCACGACCUUCUGCAGGAGGAGAUCGGCAUUGCCAUUUACAACAUGGCUUCUGUGGACUUUGAUGGCUUCUUUGCAGCCUUCCUCCCAGAGUUUCUGACCAGCUGUGACGGCGUGGAUGCCAACCAGAAAAAUGUGCUGGGGCGGAAUUUCAAGAUGGAUCGGGACCUGCCCUCGUUCACCCAGAACGUGCACAGGCUGGUCAACGACCUGCGUUACUACAGACUCUGCAAUGACAGCCUGCCCCCCGGCACCGUGAAGCUCUAGCACGGCCUGCUUACCGCGAGCUCCGGCUGUCACCCGCCUCCCCUCCGCCCUCUGCCACGGACGGCGCCCGGACAGGCCUCGGCCGCUCCCUGGAUUCUCGCACCCUGGACGGCGGUGCCUGCCCCCCGCCCCUCUCCACGCUUCUCUCCUGCUGCCCACCCAGCCGAACGGGCUGCAGGGUGCAUCUUAGCGCUGGUUGGAGUGCCCAGGGCAUCGGGAGCGGGCGGAGGGUCGUGCAACCAGGUUCCAGGGAGGCCCCAGGGAAUCCUGCGGGCUGGUCCGCGCCGUGCCCAUGGACGUCAGCCACGAGGCAGAAACGCCAAGGACCGCUCAUGACAGUGCCACCUUCUCACCAUUCCGCCCCCGGCCCAGCCGGCCCUGGAGAGACUUGAUGCUGGAACUGUUUUGGCACUUCUGUCAAGCCUCUCCUGCCCUCCCCUCUGAUUGCCUUGAAGUCUCUGCUCUUCGUCAGAGAUUUGCAGACUUGUGGGUUUUUUUGUUCUUGUUUUCUCAUCAUUCCAUUGUGAUACUAAGAAGCUUAAUGAAAAAAUAAAAUGCUUAUGUUGUUGUUAUAUAAA